This is a messenger RNA of Neomonachus schauinslandi (Hawaiian monk seal), 352 nucleotides long. RefSeq names its product testis-specific Y-encoded protein 2-like. The annotation marks the transcript as partial. NCBI's taxonomy places the organism in Eukaryota, Metazoa, Chordata, Mammalia, Carnivora, Phocidae. The transcript has a single exon. The record is from RefSeq and is a predicted model, not a curated record.
AGACGAGGCCGGCCCGGGGCAGGAGUUGGUGGUCGUGGCGGAGGAUAUCAUGGCGGUGGUGGAGGUCGUGGCCUUGGAAGACGAGGUGCCGUCGCAUGCAGAGCAGGCCGAGCAGCAGCGGGAGCUGCCGCAGGAAGAGCCAGUGCUGGGUCCCGAGAUAGCCGGGGCCCCACUUGCCGCGCUGGAGGUUGUUCAGUUAGCGCUCGCCUCUGUGGAUGCCCAAGCGACCGGGGCCCGCUUGCGUCUCAAGCGCAGGAUGAAUCAGAAGCGGAGUUCUCACCUGAAUCGAAGGAGGGCCAUCAUCCAGUGCAUCCCUGGCUUCUGGGCCCAGGCCGUAUCCUUCCUCCUGCAG